Molecule: messenger RNA, 701 nt
Organism: Cinara cedri
Lineage: Eukaryota; Metazoa; Arthropoda; Insecta; Hemiptera; Aphididae
Source: the annotation of a GenBank genome assembly
GGGUAGAUGGAGUAUCUAUAACACUGGAGUAAUCUGUGUUUUCGAUGUCCAAAAUAAAUAAUGUUUGUUUCAGGUACAUGGAGUGACAGUCAUGGCAGGCGACGUAAACCAUUGAUUCUCAUACCGAUUUUUGGACAAAUUUUAUCAAAUAGUUUAUACUUUGUGAAUAACUAUUGGAAUUGGCCAAGAAUAUUCGAUGACAUAUUUACUUCAUAUCUCUCCGGAGUGUACGUCGGUCGAAAUCUGUUCUGGAUCGGUGCGAUGGCAUAUGUAUCAGAGAACUCUACAGUUGAAUCGAGAACUUUGAAGAUCGCAAAACUAAUCGGGACAUAUACCAUUAGUCACUUGAUUGGAUUGUGUUUAUUUCAACUUUUAGACAACUGUUGGAUAAUAAUUAAAAACCACAUUGAACAUGUAUAUAGAUAUUAUCAUGUGUUGUUUUUAGUGCCAAUAUUCUUAAACAUAAUUGCCGCUUUAGUUGUCAUAUUUUUUAUGAAAGACACUUCUGAUUCAUAUGAUAGAAAUAUGUUAUGGAUGAAACCAAUAAAUGUCUUUAACAGUUUUAUCAGCUUGUUUAAAAACGAAUCCAGAAAUCGUGCUGUUUUUGGCAUGUUGUUUACGUGUCAAUUAGCAGUAGUUGUCAGAGUAGGAGGUAAAUUACAUUAUAUUAAGUAUACAAUAAUAUAAAUUGUUUUCUAUAU